Molecule: messenger RNA, 945 nt
Organism: Saccharomyces mikatae IFO 1815
Lineage: Eukaryota; Fungi; Ascomycota; Saccharomycetes; Saccharomycetales; Saccharomycetaceae
Gene: AIM32
Product: Aim32p
Exons: 1
Coding region: 1-945 (314 amino acids)
Source: RefSeq, a predicted model, not a curated record
AUGUUGCGUAUAGCGAUCAGAAGAUUGCGACAACGGGCAUGUUUUCAUCGUAGUUUCGAACUUAUCAGUUUUCCUGAUCUUCAUUCCUCUAUCCAAGAUGAGCAAACCAACUGCUAUUGCCAAAAAAUAAACGCUAAACUCCCAUCGACUACAGAUCCGUUAAAUCCUCAGCUCAAGCUACCUCAAAAAACACCUAACUACAGUAAGCAUGUCCUACUUUUAUCUCCUGGUGAUAAAUUUGCCCAGCCCUGGAAAGUAGCAUGGAAUCAUAAUUUGGAUACAAAUUUAAAUCGCCCAUAUAAUGCAAUUAAAAAGUUACGCUCCUCUCUAAGUGAUUCUCCAGGAAUUCUGAUAAAUGCGGUGCAUUUGCAAAAUGAAUUCAUUCCAAGACCAAAGGGGAACAAUGAAUGGCUCUACUUUUUUGUUAUUCCUGACAUGAAGCUUUAUAUAAUCAAGGAAACAAACAUUGAGGAAUUUGCCUCCUUCUUACACGAAGGCGUUUUCCAAGCACCAAGAUUAUCCUUUCAAGAUUACUUGAGUGGUAAAGCCAAGGUUGCUCCACACGUUCAACACGUUCAUCGCAAAAAUCUUACAAGGUUUCACGGUGAAACUUUUCUUCGAGAUUGGAAUUUAGUCUGCGGGCAUUUUAAGAGAGAUGAGAAGUGUGGAGAAAUGGGGCCAGACAUAAUUAAGGCAUUUCAAGACGAAAAUUUGCUAUCUGAGAAUAACUUAGCUAUAAUUUCUCAUGUCGGCGGUCAUAUUUUUGCUGGCAACGUGAUUUUUUAUAAAUUAUUUGGUGGAGGAGAUGGAGGAAGUGCCCAAAGCAAGCUCGACUCAUUAUGGUUUGGCAAGGUCUACCCACACAAUUUGAAACUCUUAUGCGAGAACUUGGAAAACGGAAGAAUUAUCGAUGAAAUGUACAGGGGUGGUAUAUCGAUGAACUAA